Molecule: messenger RNA, 3546 nt
Organism: Rhea pennata
Lineage: Eukaryota; Metazoa; Chordata; Aves; Rheiformes; Rheidae
Gene: MARCKS
Product: myristoylated alanine rich protein kinase C substrate
Exons: 3
Coding region: 205-1038 (277 amino acids)
Biological process (GO): actin filament organization; central nervous system development
Cellular component (GO): actin filament bundle; plasma membrane; cytoplasm
Molecular function (GO): calmodulin binding; actin filament binding
Source: RefSeq, a predicted model, not a curated record
GGCGAUUGGCCGGCGCCGGGCGGAGGGCUGCCGUCACCGCUCGGGAAGCCCAUUCAUCUGUGCACUUGGGCGUUGGACUCCGCAUCUUAUUAGCAACCAGGGAGAUUUCUCCAUUUUCUCCUUGUCUACAUAUUUAUACCAACCCAACGCUCUUUGUUUCCCCUCCUUUUGGAUCUGUUGAGUUUCUUUGUUGAAUAAGACAGCAUGGGUGCCCAGUUCUCCAAGACCGCUGCAAAGGGCGAAGCCUCCACUGAGAAACCUGGAGAAGCAGUGGCUGCAUCUCCAUCCAAGGCGAAUGGACAGGAGAACGGCCACGUGAAGGUGAACGGCGACGCCUCCCCCGCCGCGGCGGAGGCGGGCAAGGAGGAGGUGCAGGCCAACGGCAGCGCCCCCGCCGAGGAGACGGGCAAGGAGGAAGCGGCCUCGUCGGAGCCCGCCUCCGAGAAGGAGGCGGCCGAAGCCGAGAGCACCGAGCCGGCCUCGCCCGCCGAGGGAGAGUCCUCCUCCAAGACCGAGGAGGGCGCGACCCCCUCGUCCAGCAGCGAGACCCCGAAAAAAAAAAAGAAGCGCUUUUCCUUCAAAAAGUCCUUUAAGCUGAGCGGCUUCUCCUUCAAAAAGAACAAAAAGGAGGCCGGCGAGGGGGCGGAGAGCGAGGGCGGCGCCGCGGCGGCGGCGGAGGGCGGGAAGGAGGAGGCGGCGGCGGCGGCCCCCGAGGCGGCGGGCGGCGAGGAGGGCAAGGCCGGCGGCGAGGAGCCCUGCGCGGCCGCCGCCGGCAGCACGGAGGAGGCCAAGGAGGAGACGGGGGACUCGCAGGAGGCCACGUCGGACGAGCCGUCGGCGGAGAAGCCGGCGGGCGAGGAGGCUAAAGCGGCGGAGGAGCAGAAGGGCGAGGCCAAGGCGGAGGAGGCCGGCGGCCCCACGAGCGAGGCCCCCACGGGCGAGCAGGAGGCGCCCGAGGCGGAGGAGCCCGCGCCGCCCACGCAGGGCGCCGCCGCCGAGAGCAGUCCGGGCGCCGCGGCGGCCCCGGCGGCGGAGUAAGCGCGGCGGCCCGCGGCCCGACGGCGGACUUUUCUCCCCCCCUGUUUGUUUGUUGGAGUGGUGCCAGGUACUGGUUUCGGAGAACUUGUCUACAACCAGGGAUUGAUUUAAAAGAUGUCCCUUUUCUUUUUUUUCUCUCCCCACAGAUCCCAUCUCAAAUCAUUCUGUUACCACCAUUCCAACGGGCGGGGGAGGGCCUAAACCCUCCCUCCGCCUCGUUCCUCCUCCUUUUUUUUUUUGUUUGUUUUGUUUUUUUGUUUUUGUUUUUUUUUAUUAAUUUUUUUUGCAUCAGUAUUAAUGUUUUUUGCAUACUUUGCAUCUUUUAUUCAAAAUGUAAACUUUCUUUGUCAGUCUAUGGACAUGCCCAUAUAUGAAGGAGAUGGGUGGGUCAAUAAGGGAUAUCAAAUGAAGUGAUAGGGGCCACAGUGGGGAAUUAGUGGUGCACAUCAAUUGCCAAGAGAAUGUGCCACACGAAACGAUGUAAGGGGUUAGUCUUUUUUUAAAAGAAAGUUAUUACAAUGUAUUUUGUGAGGCAGAUGUUCUAUAAGGUUUACAACACUACAAGUCUUGAUUAAGAAGGAAAGGAAAAAAAAAAUCAAUACCCAGAUAAAGAGAUCAUAGUCUUAGGAAUUCAUUUAAACCAUAGGAACUUUUCACUUAUCUCAUGUUAGCUGUAUCAGUCAGUGAUUAAGUAGAAAUACAAGUUGUAUAGGCUUUAUUGUUUAUUGCUGGUUUAUGACCUUAAUAAAGUGUAAUUAUGUAUUACCAGCAGGGUGUUUUUAACUGUGACUAUUGUAUAAAAACAAAUCUUGAUAUCCAGAAGCACAUGAAGUUUGCAACUCUUUCCACCCUGCCCGUUUUUGUAAAACUGCAGUCAUCUUGGACCUUUUAAACACAAAUUUUAAACUCAACCAAGCUGUGAUAAGUGGAAUGGUUACUGUUUAUACUGUGGUAUGUUUUUGAUUACAGCAGACGAUGCUUUCUUUUCCAGUUGUCUUUGAAAAUAAAGGAAAACUCUUCAGAUGCAAUGGUUUUUUUGUGUAGCAUCUUGUCUAUCAUGUUUUUGUAAAUACUGGAGAAGCUUUGACCAAUUUGACUUAGAGAUGGAAUGUAACUUUGCUUACAAAAAUUGCUAUUAAACUCCUGCUUAAGGUGUUCUAAUUUUCUGUGAGCACACUAAAAGCGAAAAAUAAAUGUGAAUAAAAUGUAUAAUUUGGUUGUGUUUCUUUUAUGGAUACUCUGGUAGCUUAAACGGACUAGCCAGUACUGCCUAAAUUUGCAUAGAGAUUGAUGUGUGCUGUUAGCAGUAAGCUUUGAAAACUGCCUUCCCGAAUUCUGGGAUGUGUAAUACUGCAUCCUUUAGAGAAAUACUGAGUAUUUCUCUAAAUAUCAAGUAAUAUAAUAUCAAGUAAUGCAUAGGGUUUUCUGGCUUUAAAAAGAAGACUGGAAGGCAGUUUGAGAAUGUACAGUGUUUUAUUCUGUUGUCGGCUCCAUCUUGGUUUAAGACCAGAUGUAUCCAACAUGUUAGAUUCAUGCCUCUUGAGGAAAACAAAGAUUUCUUUUGAAUUGCUUGUGGGUGGGACACUAAAUUUUUUACGCCAAGUUGCCUAAAAAUUAAACUCUUGGACAGAUGUCCCAUUUAAGUCUUAGUAUGCCAUCCCGAUACAGGUACCUAGGCAACUAGCUUGAAAACUGUAGCCUGGAGGGAGAAAGGGGGUACUACUAACACUGCCAUUCUGUUCAAAGUAGUUAAAAGCAAUAUUUAUUUUUUGUUUUGUUUUUUUCCUCAAGUGCUACUCCCAGCUGCAGGUGAGUUACAAAACAGAUUUCAAAAUUUGUCUAUAAAAAUAAAUCACUUGGUGCUUGCCUUUAAUUGUUAGGCAUUUUGGCUAAUUUCCAACAUAUUGCUCAGGGCAUAUUAUGCCUUAAUAAAACAGUGGGUUCAUGUAAGAAAAGCAGUAGUGGUAUUUGGAGGGUGGAAAUUGAUUCAAGAAAGUGUUGCUUCUAAGUUUAUAGGAGAAAGUUUAGUGUUACACUUAUUUGCUUCCACCUAAAUUUUCAGCAGAAACUCUUUGGAAGCAAUUAUGAUUCAUUUUAUGAGAAAAUGGCACGUUAGCACCUUGUUCCCUAAAGAACAAAGCCUAAACUGAAUGAAGUAUAGUAGAUUUCCUGCUGAAUGCAUACUUUAUUAUUAUUUUUUUUUAAUUCAGCUGUCUACCAUUUUAACUUUUGGCUUGUAUGUACUCUAGUUGCCCUGGUAUUUCUCUAUAGCUUUAGAAAUGUAUUGAAACUAUGCUAUAAUUGCUGAGGGACAAAAAUAAAUGGAUGUAAAACAAGAUCCUCCACACCAGUGUCAUUCUUGGAGUACAUGUGUUUGAAGUCUAGUGCAUAACUGCUUUGCUAAGGGGUUUUUAUAACAUGGCUGUAAAAACCUGUUCUGAGACGCAUGAUGUCUUGGCCAUAGAGUCAAUGUCUCUUUUUAAUAAAUAUAUAUAUAUUUAAAUCCAA